CCACCUCUCCCUUCUAUAUAAAUGCAUACAAAUGAGUUACUCUUAUCAUCCACUCAUCAGUAAAUUAAGAAAGAGAGAUGGCAUCUUCUAAAGUAUCUUGCAUGCUUGUCUCUCUCCUUCUUCUCGUUCUUGUACUUUCCGAUAUGGAUAAAGCCCUGGGUGAACCAUUUCAGCUCCGCAACCGCAAACUUAAAGUGACUGAUCAUCAUGAUCAAGUGACGACAGACCGACGUCUCGCUGUUACUACUAAGCGUGUUUUGUUCCGUAAACCGAAUGGGUUGGUAGGGGUGAUGCCGAAGGUGCCGGAUUUGAUGGCAAACCCGAAGGUGUUGGAAUUCAUGAAAAAAAACCCGACGGUGUCAAACCCGAAGCUGUUGGAAUGGGUGAAAAAAAACCCGAAAAUGACGUCGAAAAUUUUGUCGGAAUGGGUGAAAGAAAACCCGAAAAAGACGUCGGAAUGGAUGAAAAAAAACCCGAAUGUGUUGGAAUGGGUGAAAAAAAAUCCGAAGAAGGCAUCAGAAUGGGUGAAAAAGAUCCAGGACUUGAUGGGCGCUAUACCUCCGCCCCCUCCAUCGUCGGAAUGCGAGAAAAAUGACGACGAAUGUAAAAGGCUUGUGAAAGAGGCGAAGGCAAAAUCCCCUCUACCGCCUUAAAGGUUUUCCAAAGGCGAAAGCAUAUGAUUCCACAAAUUUCUUGAUGAAAAAAUAUUUUCACAAGUUGUCACCAUAAAUGUAAUUCUGAAAUUUUUUUGCAAAAUAAAAGAUAUUAUGCCACUUGUGAUGAUGGUAUGAUGAUAUGUUGUUACAAGUUUUAAGCUAUUGUAGAACUGUUUUAUUAAAAAAAAAGUGUUUUAUUUUAA
Molecule: messenger RNA, 859 nt
Organism: Raphanus sativus (radish)
Lineage: Eukaryota; Viridiplantae; Streptophyta; Magnoliopsida; Brassicales; Brassicaceae
Exons: 2
Coding region: 78-653 (191 amino acids)
Source: RefSeq, a predicted model, not a curated record